Psylliodes chrysocephalus is the source of this 4261-nucleotide messenger RNA. Lineage: Eukaryota; Metazoa; Arthropoda; Insecta; Coleoptera; Chrysomelidae. The record is from the annotation of a GenBank genome assembly.
CUUCACUUGUCACUCGUCUGAUCUGUCAUCUGUCUUAUCAAUGUCAAAAUAAAUUCAUUCAUGUUUUUUAUUUCUCAAGUUUUUGGGUAGUAAUUUGGCACUAAAGUAUAAAAUUAUGUAUUAAAAGUAUUAAAACAUGUAACUUUCAGUUUCGGAAUAAUUGAGAUUGACAAACUCAAAAUCAGUUCUUGUUUAUUUAAUUCAAAAUCAGGUUAACGCUUUAUUUACCAAGCAUGAUAGGUAAGAUCUUGCAUUUAUGUAAUAUAAGAUUUUUGUAUACAUAGAGAAAUUCGAACCCGAGAGCAAUACAAGUUACAUAUAUAUGUUGUAUAGUUUUUAAAAUCAUUAAAAUACGAGGAAACCAAAGAAUCAUGCAAGCAAAGCGCAGGUAUUUGUUGGUUUUCGUUGUUGCCUUUUUAACUUUUUGGUAUUUCGGGGGUUAUCAUCUACGGCGAGACCAAGAGUUACACCUAAACAUAGAAGACCUUCCCAAUUUUAUUAGUAUGAAUGUGAUAGACACUGGAUACCUUGUCAGAGGAAGAUAUCCAGACAAUUCCAAAAACUGUAGAAUGGAGACCUGCUUUGAUUUUAGCAAAUGUGAAAGAGAUUUUAAAGUGUAUGUGUAUCCUCAGGAGGACAGCAGUGUGCCUAGUCCGUCCUAUCUAAAACUGCUCAAUGUCCUGUUAGAAUCUAGAUAUUAUACUGCCGAUCCCAGAGAAGCUUGCAUUUUUAUACUUAGUAUUGAUACAUUAGACAGAGAUCGCUUGAGCAAUGACUACAUUCGCAACAUGCAAAAUAAACUACAGCGUUUACCUCAUUGGAACAGUGGUCUCAAUCAUGUCAUCUUUAAUUUAUAUUCAGGAACAUGGCCAAAUUACACUGAAAAUGAUUUAGAUUUUGAUUAUGGAAAAGCCAUUUUAGCUAAAGCUAGUAUGUCUGAAAACCACGUACGUGCCGGCUUUGAUAUAAGCAUACCUUUAUUUCAUAAGAUCCACCCAGCCAAAGGGGGUGAACCUGGAGCUUCUUCUGCUUAUAAUUACCCCUUAGAAAAGACUUACCUCUUGGCUUUCAAAGGCAAAAGAUAUGUACAUGGCAUUGGGUCAGAUACAAGAAAUUCUUUAUAUCAUUUACAUAAUAGGAAAGAUAUUAUCAUGGUUACUACCUGCAGACAUGGGAAAAGUUGGAAAGAUAUGAAAGAUGAAAGGUGUGAUGAAGACAACAAAGAGUAUGAUAAAUAUGAUUAUGAAACUUUAUUGCAAAAUUCAACUUUUUGCUUGGUCCCUCGAGGUAGAAGAUUGGGAUCCUUUAGAUUUUUAGAAGCUCUUCAAGCUGGAUGCAUACCUGUCUUGCUCUCAAACAGCUGGGCAUUGCCAUUUUCUCAAGUCAUCGACUGGGACAAAGCUGCUAUAUGGGCAGAUGAACGUUUAUUAUUGCAGGUACCUCACAUAAUAAGGUCCUUGUCUCCUAGGAAAAUCCUGCAGCUCCGCCAGCAAACGCAGGUGCUCUACGAUCGAUACUUCUCAUCGAUAGAAAAAAUCGUGUAUACAACUUUAGAAAUAAUCCGCGAAAGGCUUCCGAAACAGCCUGUUAGAGAUGGAAAAGCUUGGAACACUUUUCCAGGAGCUCUAGUAACUUUGACGACGUUUUCAGAUUACUCCGAAGAUUUUCCAUUUCACAUUGAAAAAGACGAAGGAACGGGCUACACGGCAGUGAUCUACUGUCAAUUAGGCGUGCCUUUAGUUGCCAAUUCUGCGCUUUACAGAUUGGUCAACAACGUGGGAAAAAGUAAAUAUAUUGCGAAGAUUUUAAUAGUCUGGUCUAAUGAAAAACGGCCGGCAAACAGAAACAGAUGGCCUCUUUUGCCUUUGCACGUUCCUCUACAUAUUAUUCAGCCCAGUGGUAACUCGAAUAUAGGAAACGAAGCUAAAUCCAGUAUUUCACAGAGAUUUUUCACUCAUAAGGAAAUAGAAACGGAAGCAAUACUGUCCUUAGAUGAGGAUACUGUUUUAACUACAGAAGAAAUUGAUUUUGCUUUCAUUGUAUGGAAACAAUUCCCUGAUAGGAUUGUUGGGUAUCCAGGACGGUCACAUUAUUGGGAUGAUUCAAAGUCAACUUGGGGAUACACUUCGAAGUGGACCAAUGACUACUCUAUCGUACUAACAGGAGCUGCCUUUUAUCAUCGCUACUACAAUUAUCUGUAUACAGAGUGGCUCAGUCCACUGUUGCACAAGACGGUUGAUCAGAGUCAGAAUUGCGAGGACAUACUGAUGAACUUUUUAGUUAGCCACGUUACUAGAAGACCUCCUAUAAAAGUGACACAAAGAAAACAGUACAAGGAACAACCCAGUGCUGGUAGCUGGUCGCCUUGGAAUGACCCAGAUCACUUUAUUCAACGACAAACUUGCUUAAACACUUUCGCUGCGGUGUUCGGCUACAUGCCACUAUUAAGAUCGAAUUUGAGGUUAGAUCCUGUGCUGUUCAAGGACUCCGUGUCUAAUAGGAGAAAAAAAUAUCGAAGAAUCGAGCUGGUGGGCAGUUAGUAUUGGUUUUAACGAUCCGUAGGUCUGUAAAAUAUAUCUGAAAAUUUUAUAAGAAUCAUAAUUUUAUCAAAUGAACAUAAUCAUUUUGUAAGACGUGAAUUGUUGAUACAAUUUUUGCAGAUAUUGUUUCAUUCAGGCAAUUAUGUAGGGUGGUUUAAUAUAAAACGACGGUAAGGAGACGUUGGGGCUCUAAAAUAAUCGUUUAUGAGAAGUUGGGUUAGGUUGCAUAUGAGUGGGACAUUUCCUUCCACACCCAUAGUUGAGUUAGGUGAUACUUAUUUAACUUCAAAUUGGCUCCUUAGAUUAAAGAGACCACAAAUGUAACAUACACCGGUGUGUGUUUAAUCUAAGGUUGGCUCCAACUGGAUGCAUGUCUGGAUCCUAAUUAUUUAUGGAGCAAAGCAGUUACAUGUUCUCUGCUGAUUUGUCUUCCAAGCUGCAGAAGUUGCAGACCUAAAUCCUUCUUAUGUGGUUUCUUAGAUGACAGUCCUCAGUUGUCAUUUCUAUCCUGUUGUAGGAUCUAACAAUUUCUGAAAUUUCCAUUCUAUAUGAAAGUGGGUUUUCUUCAUAUGUAGUAUGGAAAUUUCUUCUAUUUUUUUGACUCUGCAGUCGUGAUAUGGACAUCUCCCUUCGUCUUGUUCAGAUACUGUCGAUUUAUAAUUAAAAACCCUCGACUACAGAGUGUUAAUGAACAAAAUAUAUACAGAAUUAAUUAAAAAUGCUCUGUGAGUCUGUCAAUUUAAAACGAGCAAAUUUUGGGUAUAAAUAAUUUCAGCUACAUACAGAUUUAUGAGUUCACCAAUUUACAUAAUGAUACAACUACUUUAAUAAUAUUUUAUAAAACUAGUUUUCCCAACUACUACAUACAGCCUUUCUAUUUCUUUUAAUUUAAAAUAUUCAUGGUGAUUAGGUUCAAAAAGAAAGACGAAAAAAAGUGUGUGUAUAGUAUGUACAAUUUUGUAUGUGUGAAUUGCUCAAUAAUUUGUAUGUAGGUAACUCAUAAAUAGAGCUCUGUAUUCAAAAGAAGACUUUAACACAAUACUUUGCAUUUUUAAAGCUGUAAUUAACAUCUUAUUUUUUUUGAGUAUUUAGACUGCCAUUUUAAUCGAAUUACUUAAAUUUAUUUGGAAUAACUUCAAUUAUGUUGAGGAUUCGAGAAUAAUUUUAAGCAAGUUUUUCUCGACCAAAGAUUUUUUUAAAUUCAUCACCUAUAUGAAACAUACAAAAUAAUUUUAUUUAUAUUAUUUUUAAAAAUCGCUGGUUACCAAGUCUGAGAUGUCAACACCACAUAUUUUCUCAUUGAUUCGAAAACUUAAUUUCCUCCUUUUAUUAUUCCAGUGGAGUUUCUUUUAAAUGAAAUGUUCAGCAUUAGCAUCCGUUUAUUUUUAAAACGUGGUCUUGUUAAACAGAAUAAACCCAUCUGAACUUCAUUUUACAUGCGUACAAAAAUAGUGUGAUAACUGAGACACUUUGUCAAUGUAGUGCCAUAUAUAUUUAUCAAAUCAAUGAUUUUAUGAUGUGUGGCUCAAUGGCUAAGUAUGUUAUUUUGUCUACGACUUGCUAACUAGAUGUUAUUUUUUUGUUACUAUUGUGCCAUAAAACUGAUUGUCAUGAUCAGAUUUGUUAAAAAGCACUUUUAUUUUGAUAAAAGAUUUAAAUUAUGCAGUAGUUUAAAUAAGACUAAUAUAGUACAAACCAUUUUGAGGAGACUUGAUAAAAGA